Molecule: messenger RNA, 774 nt
Organism: Apaloderma vittatum (bar-tailed trogon)
Lineage: Eukaryota; Metazoa; Chordata; Aves; Trogoniformes; Trogonidae
Gene: TMIGD1
Product: transmembrane and immunoglobulin domain containing 1
Exons: 5
Coding region: 1-774 (257 amino acids)
Biological process (GO): susceptibility to natural killer cell mediated cytotoxicity; detection of stimulus; cell recognition
Cellular component (GO): plasma membrane; synapse; neuron projection
Molecular function (GO): signaling receptor binding
Source: RefSeq, a predicted model, not a curated record
AUGGCGCAGGGACGCAGCCUCGCAGUGCCCCGCGCAGCACCUGUCCUCACCGCUUGCUUUCUGGCAUGCGUAGCCACAGGUCUGGAACUGUCUGUAAACAACCAGACCGCUGACUUCUCCCUGUGCACAGAGCCUCUCUCUACAGUCUCCCUCUCCUGCCUAGUACAGAACAGCAGCUGGGAUGAGGAGCUGCUCUGGUACCGAGGAGAUGGGCAAGUGGAUCUGAAAGAUGGGAAUAAAGUGAACGUCAGCAACAUCUGCAUAUCCCCAGUCUCUGAGUCUGACAACGGAGUCACCUUCACGUGCAAGCUGGCCCGGAACAAUUCCGUCCAGGUGUCUGUGAUCCUGGAUGUCCAGUUUCUUCCCCAGCUGACUGGAGAAGAGUCCCUCCAAAUCGAAGAAGGCAAAGAUGUUUCUCUGACCUGCAACACCAAAUCCAACCCUCACGUCCAAACUGCUUGGUAUAAGAACAACGAAGCCUUGACCUUACAGCAAGAUCGUUACCAGCUGUACGAGACUAGUGAGGUCUUGCAGCUCACUAUCCAAAAUGUACAGAAGUCUGACAACGGGACCUACACCUGCUAUGUGGAAUCUUAUUUGGGAAACAGCACAAAGGAUUUCCACCUCACAGUUGAAGAUGAAAAAACUCCUUUUCCCAUGGAGGCUAUCAUUGCUGCCGCUGUGGUGGUUACACUCACGGUGCUUUUUGGAAUUGUGGCUCGAAAAGAUAAAAUUUUUAAGUGCUUCAAAAAAUCAAGUGAAACAGCACUGUAA